AUGAGUAGCAACAAAAAAAUUUAGGUAUAAAAGAACAAAUAAAAAAAAGUUCUGAAAAAGCUUUCUAACACAAAAGAAUCUAUAACUGUAAGCGAAGACGAAAGCGAGAAUGAAAAUUAUAAUUAACAAAGUGAGCCUUUAUAUGAGGUAGAGGCAAUUAGAGGCCAUAAAGGAAAUGGUAAGAAUAGAUUGUAUUAAAUCAAAUGGUUAGGAUAUCCAGAGAACUAAAAUACUUGGGAGCCUCUUGAAAACCUUUAAAAUAUUUUGAAAAUGGUAAAAUAAUAUGAGGACUCAUUGAAAAAUAACUCAUUCUCUUCAUAAUCGUCUUCAUCUUAGCAAAAAAAGAAAUCUUAAAUUCAAGAGCCAAAUACCUAAAUUUAACUAAAUAAGAAAAGGAAAGUUUUAGGCAAAAUACAAGGUAAUAAAUAGAUUUUAGAAUCUGAUGAAGAAUCCUUAGAAGAAGAGGAAGAAUAAAUUUAAUAAAUUUCUAGAAAGAAUAAAAAGGUAAAAUCUGAAAACAAUGAUUCAUCGAUAGAUGAGAUCAUUACUUCGCAAUCUAAAUCAAAUGAAUCCAAUAGUUAGAAGAGUAGAAAAAAUAAUAAAGUAAGUACUAGCCUCAUUCGCGAUUUUUUAGAACCUAAUUAGAGUUUUGAUACUCAAAAGAAUAGAUAGGAAAAGUAAGCUGUAUCUUUUAGCACCCAAGAUAUCAAAAUAUAAAGUAAUUAAAAAGUUGUAGAUAACUAAAAAAGCAAUAAUAAUACUGUUAGCAAUAUUAGUAACUCUAGUAAUGAUGUCAGAACAAAUAAUAGUAAAGUUUUGCCAAGUAAAAAUGUUAUUCCAGAAAAUUAAUUUAAAAGUAUGUCUAAUUUGCUCUAUCCAAAUUUUGUUCCUUAAACUCUCUAAUAGAGCUCUUUAAGUCUUUUAAGUAAGCUAACAAAUGUAGAAAAUAACUAUGAUAAAGAAAAAAAUGUUUAGAGUAGCUCAAUUCGCUCUUCGCUUCUGAUACCUACUAUUCCAUAAAAUUAAAACUUAAAAAAUAUAGUUUAGAACUUUAGUUAAUAAGAUAAUUCCGUAAGAUAGGUUAAUACAGGUUAAAGACUUUAAAAGUUGAUUGAAACUCCUGAAUUCGAAACUCAAAACUAAUAGCCUGAUGCUAUCAACCCUAAACUAAAAAAGUUGAAUAAUGAAAAUUAAAGUUUAUUUUUACAGUUAAAAGACGAAUUAGAAUUAUAUAAGAAAGAUAUGCAUCGAGAAGAUUUAACUGACUCAGAAUAUGAUAGUGAUGAUGAUAAUAGUGAAGAUGAUUUAGAAAGUAAUAUCAAGCAAAAAAGCAAAUUAAAAGAAGGUUUAAGAAUAUUUGAAAUACACAAAGAAUUAGAACUUUAUAAAGGUUUAGAUAUUAAAAUUGUAUAAAAUCUUAAAAAGCAAGAAGAAUUAAAACUCUAUGAAAACAUUUACAAUGAAGCAAAUCUCAUAGAAAAUCAAUAAUAAUAUUUCUUAGGCUUUAGUGAUAUCAUAUAAAAUGUAAAAUCAAUAGACAAAAAUUUAUUCAGACAUAAAUUAUAAUUUGCUCCAUAUAUUAGCCAAAACACUUUAUCUCAAUCAAAAAAUGAUGUUUAAAUUUAAUAAAAUGAAGUUUUAAAUCCUAUUGACACAGCAAAGGAGUAUAAGUAGUAAAAAGAAAGCAUAUAAGAAUAAUUAAAUCCUGAAAAUUUGUUAAAUAUUAAAUAAAUUCCUUAAAAAACUCAUUCAAAUCCAUAAGAAUAGCAUAAAAAUUUAAUUUAAGGAUAAGGAUCUAUUUAGAUUUAAGAAUAAGUAAUAUCAUUAAGUCAGCAGGCAUCAAGUUUAAUUAAUCAAGAAGAGUCUACUUAAAUUUAAGAAAAAGGAGUUACUGGUUUUAAAGAGAAAGAAUCGAUUUAAAAUUAAGGAGAAUAAUUAGCCAUUCCAUGUUUAAUUUAAUAAGAAAAAUAAUAAUCUUUAAUCUAAAACGAAUUUCCUUUAUAAAUUUAAGGAUAAGUAUCUCUUUAAAUUUUAGAAAAUUUAUAAAUUUCAAUUAAUAAAUCAAUUGAAAAUUAAGAAAAUUAAAUAAGCUAAAUCUAACAAAAAGAAUCCAUAUAAAUUUAAGAAAGAGAAUCGCCUUAAAUUUAAUAAACAGAAAAAUCCUCUUUUAUUUAAGAAAGAAAAUCACCAUUAAUUUAAGAAACCGAUUUAGCUGAAAUUUAAGUAACAUAAUCACCUUAAAAUUAAGAGAUAGACUCACCUUAAAAAUCUAAACAUAACUAUUAUUCAGAUGAUCUAUCAAAUUCAUUAUCUGAAAGAAGUUAUAGGAGGAAACCAAGUGAUGAUAUAAUUUCCAGAAACUAUUAAACAGAUGAAUCAGAGCAGUAAAUACUUGUAGAAGAUGAUUUAGAUGAAGAUUAAAAAAAGAUUUUAUUCUAAAAUGAUACUCUUAAUAAGAAAGAUACUCCCAAUUCAAGUAAGAAUGAUUCCGAAAGUGAUAAAGCAUAAAAUAAAGUAAUAGAUUCAGAAAAAGAAUUAAUUUAAGAAGAAACACCCAUUUAAAUAUGCUUUGAAGGAAUAAGUAAUGAAAAAUAAUAAGAAAUGAGUUACGAAAUAAAAAGAAAUAAAAAUGUAUUUGAAAGUGAUUCAUUGAGUAGCUCAAUUUCAAUAGAGAGUGCAUAAAAAAUAAUAAAUUUUAAUGUAUAGCCAGAAAAAAAAUAAGACUUAGAAAUGAAUUUAGUCUAAACAAAAAAUCUGAGUCAAAUUGAGCUCAAAUAAAAAACACACUCAAAAGACUCUACAAGGACAGAUAGCCACUUAAGUGAUAGUUUAAGUGCUACCCCUUGUAAAGAUAAAUCUAAUGAUAAACUCUCAAAUAUAACUCCAGAUUCUUAAAAAAUCAUGAAUGAUAAUAAAAAUAAGAAAUAAGAAAAUUCAUCAAUCAGCUCAAUUACUUCAAAUUAAGAUACAGCAAAUAAUAAAAAAGACAGAUUCAAGAAAAAUAAAGAGGAAGAAAAGCAUUAGAAAUAAUAAAAAAGAAUUAAAAGAAGUAGAAAAAGAAGUAGUAGCAGCAGCAGUAGCAGCAGUAGUAGAAGUAGAAGUAGCAGCAGUAGUAGUAGUAACAAUAGCAGCAGUGGUGGUAGCAGAAGUAGAAGUCACAGCUCCUCUUCUAGAAAAUACAAAAAAAAUUAAAACAAAAAUAAAUAUCAAAGAAAUCAGUAAAAUCCUAAAUUUUAAUCACUUUCUUCUUCAAAAAGCUAAAGCUAUUCAUCUUCAUCUAACUAUUCCCGCUCACCAUCAUCCUCUUCUUCAUCUUCAGAAAGAAAGAAUAAAAAUAGGAAAUUUAGCAAAUCAUCUUACAGCUAAAGUAGAAGUAGUUCAAUAGACUAAAGGAAAUCAAACAUUAGCUCAAGAUCAUCUCUUUCAAAAGAUGAUGAUUUUUUUAAAAAAUAAGCAAUAAGUUCUUAAUCCUCUAUAGAUCAUACUGAUCAAAGGUUACUUAACAAAGUAAAUUUUAAGAUGUAAACUAGCUAAUUAGAUUCAGAGGACUAAUCAAUAAAAAAAGACACUAAAAAAGUAGAAAAUGAGUAGAAUAAAGGCUUUGAUUAAUAAACAAAAGUUUCAUAACCACAAUCUGAGCAGCAAAAGCAACAGGUUUUAAUUCCUCAAAAUUAAAAUAUUUAAAUUAAAGAACAAAAUAAAGAGAUACCUGUUUAACCUACUCAACCUAGCUUAACAUUUGCUAAUGAUUCUGCGCCUAAGCUUGUAAAUCCUUAAAUAACAGAUAUUUAACCUUAGCCUUAAAUAAAUAAUCAAAUUUCUUUUAAAACAAAUAAUUUUGAACCUAAAACUUUUUUAGCAAGCUAAAUACCUUAAUCAGUCGUCUUAUGUUCUUUAUUUUCGCCUAUUGGAGAUAUUUAAACACCUUAGCAAUCUGUUUCAAGUAUGACACAAUAAUCAAUAGCUAAAAGUGCAACACCUUUACCUCAAAUAGCUAAUAAAAAUACUGUACCAUAAACUAUUUCUCUAGUUCCUGCUUUGUAGCCAAAUAUGCCAUAAAAUAAAGAUAUACCUUCUCAACCGAAAGCAGCGAAUACAGUAGUUUAGAAUAAUAAUGUAAAUCCACCUUAAGCUAAGUCUUCUAAUCCUGUAGCUCAGUCAAUAAGCAACAAUUCAUAAUCACAGACAAAAAAGUAAAAUAUUCAGUAAGACAAAAAAAUAAAAACUGUGAAACCAGAAAAUCCUUUUGGAUGUAGGACUAUCUAUGAAAGUGAUGAAGAUUCAAGUAGUGACUGUACUGAUAGCGAAAUGGAUGAAGAAAUAAAUCCAAAGAAGCAAUAAAUUUAAGAAAUGUAAUAACAAAAUUCAGUAAAAAAUACUGUAUAAUAAAAAAUUGAUAAAAGCUCUAGCGUGAGUGCAUUAUAAAAAUAAGAUUCAGUAAAUGCUAAUGCUAUAAAAUAAAACACUGAAAAAAAUCCAAUUGUUAAUGUUUUAUAAAAAUAAGAUUCUGUCUAAUCUUAAAAUCCUCCUUAAGUUUAAACUCAAAUUUUACCUUAAAUUAAUCUAAAAAAUUAAGUUAGUAGUUAGGAUAACUAAUUGCAAAAUAAUAAAAAAAUUUUAGAAGAUUAAGCUUUGAAUUAAAAGUAAAAUAGUAUCAAAAAUAAUUAAGAAGAAUAAAAUUUGAACUCAAAGUUAAAUAAUAUUUCUCAAAUUCCAUAACCUCCAGUCUCAGUAUAAGUAACCCAAUAAACAGUUAUUCAGAAUAUUGAGAAUAUAAAAGAUCCAAGAAUCAAGAAAAAAUAUGAAUAACAAGAGAAGAAAAAUUAAGUUUUUGAUUAAAAGCUAAACAGCUUGAAAAACAAUAUGAUUCUUUUUCCAAACAUAGGAUCUUUAAAAUUUGAUGAUCCUGAAAGGAUUAUAUCUCAUAUAUAUCACAAUGGAUAAUUAUUCUUUAAAGUCAGUUGGAAGCCUAGAUCAGAUAAGAUAUAGAUGCCUCCUACAUUCAUUGAAUACUUUAAAUUUAAAGAAAUGUAUCCAGUCAUUUGUGAUAAAUAUAUAAUUCCAAUUUUAAGCUCAUAAUUAAUAAAAUAUUGA
Tetrahymena thermophila SB210 is the source of this 5094-nucleotide messenger RNA. Its product is annotated as chromodomain protein. The transcript is spliced from 9 exons. NCBI's taxonomy places the organism in Eukaryota, Ciliophora, Oligohymenophorea, Hymenostomatida, Tetrahymenidae. The record is from RefSeq and is a predicted model, not a curated record.